CUCAUACUUGUGAGACUGAGCUCUGGGGAAGCUAUGAGAAACCCAUGAGGGCCUAGAUCUUGAGAGAGUGGAACAGGUACUCACACAGAAGGAAGAGGUUACAGAGAAAUAGCCUGUAGUUGGAGACAGACUGAGCCCCGGCUUUGCUUGGGAAACCAAAGAAGACAAGACUCCUUUAUGUCUACAUCAGUCACCUCAGACUCCAUUCCAAGGCUUCAGAACCCAAUGAAAGCUCAAAAGAAAAAAGGACUUGGGAAAGUAAAGACAGGUGUGUGUGACAGAAGAUCAGAAACAACUGCUUCCCCAAAAGUGUCCUGCACAGACAAUGAUUCAUGGAAAGAGGUGCCAGAGGAUAGUGUUUGCAUGGCAAAAAAAGCUCCACAGGUCAGCAGCAUUCAUGUUUCCACAGAUGCCUCUACAGGGGAUGUCCCUGAGCACAGAUCCAAGAGGAAGAGGGGACAGAGCAAAAGGAAACUGGAGAAUACCAUGACUGAUCCAGAAGCCUGCACCAUUCUUGCCUCCAGUGAUGCUUCUGCAGGGGAUGUCCCUGAGCAGCGAUCCAAAAGGAAGAGAGUCCAGAAGACAAGCACACUGACAGAUGUCAAAGCAGUUGCCCAGGAGAGCAGUCUGCAGGCCUCAGGUACCUCUGAAGCUACCCCUGAAGCUGCCUCAGAGCUGAAGUUCUUCAGGAGGAGGACCAAGAGGAGCAUAUGGACUGUGGACCGCAUUGAGGGCACAAAACUCAUCAUAAACAAGAAGAGAAGACUCAGUUACCAGCCUGAGGACCUUGAAGCCUUCUACCGAAUUCUGGAGGAUCCUGUGGUCCAGAACUUCUUGGCAGCUGACAUUUUCUUCAGAGUGACUGACAAGUACCUGCUGUCCAUGGUGGUGGAGUACUUUGGCCGACUUGGGCUCCCUGGACAUCUCUACAACAGGAUCCACUUCUUCCUGGCCCUCUAUAUCGCCUGUGACAUGGAAGAGGAUGACCCCACAUCCAGGAGGAGCAUCUUUCAAUUCUUGCUGGGCAGAGACACAUGGCAAGACUUGUACAAGGACUUCCAAAGGUUGCAGAAGGAGUUCCUCCAAGUCAUAGAUUACCAAGCAUUGCUCACGAGACAAGAGUGUGAAGAGAUCCAGAACCAGGACCCACACCACUGGGUCUGGAGCCGGGUGCGCCAGAGCGCCCCUUAGGCUCUCAGGCCUGGGAACCAUCAGCAGGGUCAUGGAGCAUGGGGCUGCACGUGAGCCAGCUCCUGCCCACCCCUGCCAUUUCCUCCCUCACCAAGAAACCAGAGCUUUUCCUCAUGGUACAAGCACUUGCAGAAUCCAACAUCCAUCCCUUCAGGAUAAAGAAUCCAGGGAGAGGAUGUGUUCCAGCAAUGUGACGAGGGAAACCAGUGCAGUCAGUGAACCUCAGCCUUCACAGAUGGCAGCCUACAAAGGCCCUUGACAAUCCUUCAUUGGAUUCCAUAACAGCUUGGAGGGUUCCAAAAAAAAAAAACAUAUCCAGCAACUAAGGACAGGGAGCUGUGAUGUCACACCAAGUUCAGGAGCCCUGGACCAGUGGAGGAAGAACUUAAGAAGUCACUGCCCCUCUGGGGUACAGCAGGGUACCUGGAAAGGAGGAGUGACUGAAAUCAGAGCAUGAGGUCAGGCCUGCGUACUGGCCAUAAGCAAUGUCCUUGGAAAUCCUGUCAGAGACCCUCCUCAAUAGUCUACUGAAUAUAAUGAUGUAGAGACCUGAUGUCAUUAUCAAAGUAGGAUAAGAGAAAAGGGGAUCCUAUGAAUGCAGGCUGUUACCACAGGGAAACAACACAGCUUGCCAAUGAGAGAGACAAGGAGGAGAAAAGGGUGAGGAAGAGGUGAGGGGAUGAGGGUCUAUAGGUCACCCCAACAAGUGGAACAAGAGGGUGAUAGCUAUGGAACAGGAAAGAUGGACUCAGGGAAGACAAAUAGUCAGAUCCCAGCAUCACAGCGAAGAUUACAGACUUGACAACUGCAAGUCAGACAGGAUUUAAAAAGAGAUAGAACAUAUAUUCAGCAUACAGCUGACGUUAU
This is a messenger RNA of Mesocricetus auratus (golden hamster), 2058 nucleotides long. Its product is annotated as speedy protein E4-like. Bases 178 to 1191 code for a protein of 337 amino acids. Gene Ontology annotation, biological process: positive regulation of cyclin-dependent protein serine/threonine kinase activity. Lineage: Eukaryota; Metazoa; Chordata; Mammalia; Rodentia; Cricetidae. The transcript has 11 exons. Gene Ontology annotation, molecular function: protein kinase binding. The record is from RefSeq and is a predicted model, not a curated record.